Molecule: messenger RNA, 1619 nt
Organism: Triplophysa dalaica
Lineage: Eukaryota; Metazoa; Chordata; Actinopteri; Cypriniformes; Nemacheilidae
Gene: gpr132a
Product: G protein-coupled receptor 132a
Exons: 2
Coding region: 353-1318 (321 amino acids)
Biological process (GO): G1/S transition of mitotic cell cycle; G protein-coupled receptor signaling pathway; negative regulation of G2/M transition of mitotic cell cycle
Cellular component (GO): membrane
Molecular function (GO): G protein-coupled receptor activity
Source: RefSeq, a predicted model, not a curated record
AGCUGGACGUUCAACUGCUUUAUCAACUUUUUACAUGAAUGAAACACUUCCCAUGUCCUGAUUCUAAACAGAAACGCAUACGUGACAUCUCUGAAAUGAACCGUGACGUGGAGAACAACACCCACGAGGUAACCGUUGUAUCUAGUUCGCUGUAGCUUCACAGAUUGGAGCAGAGUCAAGACUUUACUUGAAAAAGAUCACCAGCGCGUCAACAUACAUACUUUGCAUUUAAUUUACUUUAAAAUAUUUUAUUUGAUCACUAGCAAGUCGAGUUUUGUAAAAUGUUUUACUUCUGGUAAUGUUGGUCUAUGUAUAUUACCUCACUUUCUUAUAAAACGCGGGAUCAUUGACCAUGAACACAACCAGCCCAACCUCCAGCUUCUCAAACCACACAGACCGUUGUGAGCCUCCUUAUGAUGAUGAGAACCCACUGCCUCUCGUGGCUCUCUACAGCAUUGUCCUUACAGUAGGUCUGCCUGCAAACUUGAUCACAGUUGUCCUCACGUUUCAAGAAGUGUGUCGAAAAAACGUUCUUGGAAUCUACCUUUUCAGUCUGUCCCUGUGUGACCUAAUAUACCUUAGCACGCUUCCACUAUGGGCCAUUUACAUCAACUGGGGCCAUAGGUGGUACUGGGGCUCCCUGGCCUGCAAAGUCACCGGGUAUGUCUUCUUUAACAACAUGUAUAUCAGCAUUUUCCUGCUGUGCUGCAUAUCUGUGGAUCGCUUUGUAGCGGUGGUCUAUGCCGUGGAAUCUCGAGGUUUAAGAAAGAUGAAACAUGCUGCCAUUGUCACCUUUGUGAUUGUGUUGGUUGUUGCUCUGGGACAUUCGCCUGUGUUCAUCAUGUCGGAGGGUGAGACUGAAAGCACAGAUGAGAAACGCUGCUUCGAGCCGGCCAUGCCGUCUCCUCUAGUGACCGGAUUCAACUACGCACGCUUUGUGAUCGGUUUCUUUAUUCCACUAUGCAUUUUAAUAGUCGCCAACUUGAAGAUUCUUGCUAAUGUGCGAGCCAGCGCUGGGCUGGAGCAACGACACAAAAUUAAAGUUCGCAAUCUAGCUUUGGCUGUCAUCUCAUCUUUUGUGGUCUGCUUCACACCCUACCAUAUCAUUCUUUUGUCACGUGCGAUCAGUUUUCACUUUUCAGAUGAAAAGUGUUACUUUGAGAGAACUGUCUACACACCUUAUACCAUGUCACUUGGUCUGUCUACUAUUAACAGCGCCAUAAACCCUGUUUUCUAUGUGCUUACCAGCAACAGUGUGCAUAUGAAGAUUUAUCAAAGCCUGCAAGGAUUACGCAGUAGCUUCAGAUCUUCACAAUGAAUUUCUUCCACCAUAUUCUUAAAUGGGGCUUUUUCCUACAACAUUUGAGUAUUUUUAUUCUAUUAUUUACUAUCUUCAUGUCAUUCAAAACCUGUACAUCGCCGCUGUACUUCAGGAUUUCGUAUGUCCUUGUUUUGUGAUCUUUAUUUUUUGCAAUAAAUCAUUAUUAUUAGUCACCUUUUAUGUUUGUCACUGGGUUUUUGAGAAUAUGAAUGGCAUGAUGGUAAAUACUGAACAUGACUGAAGGAUUGUCAUUUUGGGGAAACAGUCCUUUUGAAAUGUGUUCUGCUGUGUUUCUUUA